This is a messenger RNA of Kuraishia capsulata CBS 1993, 429 nucleotides long. RefSeq lists its product as uncharacterized. The record is from RefSeq and is a predicted model, not a curated record. NCBI's taxonomy places the organism in Eukaryota, Fungi, Ascomycota, Pichiomycetes, Pichiales, Pichiaceae. Bases 1 to 429 code for a protein of 142 amino acids. Gene Ontology annotation, cellular component: mitochondrial inner membrane peptidase complex. The transcript has a single exon.
AUGGCACCUCCAGUGCCGGUUUACUCCAAGGAGGAAGUAGAGACGAUGUUUAGUGGUGUUCUGGUUGACUCACCUGCGAAACCAAGAAAGGACUGCGAUCUAUACUCCAUCACCCAGAACCAAUGCACUUUCAAUGGAACAGAGGUGAUAUGUUUGCCAUUCAAACGGCUUUUCCAGCGAUGCUUAAUAGGAGCCAUAUCGGAAAAGUCUAAAAGUACGAGAGACCGCAAAGUUGAGAUAGAAAGCUGGCCUACUGACAAAGCGGAUGGAAGAUACAUCAACAUUGAGGUUACCACAGCCAAGGACAACGACUAUUUGUCCAGUCAGGGCCAGGCGGCUGUUAAAGGGGAUAUUUUGAAACGGUUUAUGGCUGCAGACGAGGUGUUACGUUUGAAAUUUGAGAAAGAGUAUGGAGAUGGGUCUGGCUAG